Messenger RNA from Heterobasidion irregulare TC 32-1, 222 nucleotides. RefSeq lists its product as uncharacterized. The transcript has a single exon. The record is from RefSeq and is a predicted model, not a curated record. Lineage: Eukaryota; Fungi; Basidiomycota; Agaricomycetes; Russulales; Bondarzewiaceae. The annotation marks the transcript as partial.
AAAAAGACUCUAUUUGAACUACUUUAUAGAUACCAACCUUGGGCCUACCCAAGUGUUAUUGGAAAUACCAAUGUCCCCAUUACCAAUACUUACCUUAAAGCUUUACAAUAUAUUAGGAAGGAAGCACAAGCCAGUCUUAAAAUUAUAGUAAAAGCUAUGCAAAUACAGCAUGACUAUUCUAGAAUAGACCUACUGUCAUUCAAAAAAGGAGAUCAAGUAUAG